Messenger RNA from Mercenaria mercenaria, 465 nucleotides. RefSeq lists its product as uncharacterized. The coding region runs from base 76 to 414 and encodes 112 amino acids. The transcript has 3 exons. The record is from RefSeq and is a predicted model, not a curated record. Lineage: Eukaryota; Metazoa; Mollusca; Bivalvia; Venerida; Veneridae.
AUAUGUCUUCCUGACUACAAAGUUAUAUCUGAUGUUGCGAAUUGGUAUCGAGAACGUAACUGCACCUGUAUAGCUAUGACAGUGGCCCCAUAUAAAGACAGGGAUAUCAACAGGCCACUUUAUUAUUGUGAUGGCCGAAGAUUGUUAGACGUAAAUAUUUUAUUCUAUGUUGAAACAUUCAAUACAAGCAUUGGAAAGGGCAUAUACAUGUUUGAUUUCGGUGCCGAAAAUGUUAUCUUUGGACCUGUCGUUUGUUCGAAUGUGGAGAAAUUGGAAAGUACAAACGUAGGUUGUGGAAAAGAAAACAACGUAUUUCCUGAAUCUGUACGAUGUGUUUUUGACAUUGAUUCCUAUGGCUUCAUCAUUGGCUGCAGAUCUGGACAACAUCUUCAAGGGUGUGGUAUGACUGAUUAAUAUCAUAUUUUGACUUGUCUAAUUUAAUUAAUUUAAUUUCUCUUUGCAGUU